This is a messenger RNA of Schistocerca nitens (vagrant locust), 2499 nucleotides long. Its product is annotated as neural Wiskott-Aldrich syndrome protein-like. NCBI's taxonomy places the organism in Eukaryota, Metazoa, Arthropoda, Insecta, Orthoptera, Acrididae. The record is from RefSeq and is a predicted model, not a curated record. Bases 112 to 564 code for a protein of 150 amino acids. The transcript is spliced from 2 exons.
CUCACACCACCGCCGCCCCGCACGCCGCCCCCACCGCCGCAGCUGUUUGGUCGCCGUGGCAGCCCGCCGCCUACGACGAGGUGCCACCAUAACGAGGGUAGUGGCUACACGAUGCGGCCCUCGUGGCACCGGCCGCAGCUGCACAUCCGGCGGGACCUGCACCCGCCGCCGCCACCGCCACCGAGCGCCACCGUGACCAGCGGCAGCAGCGCCACCCCCGCCGCCGCGUCCGCCCCCGAGUCGCUGCUGUUCCGGCGGAGGCCGCCAGAACCGCCAGACAUCUCGCCGCCUCCGCCGCAGCAGCCGCCGAGGCCUUCGGCGCCACUGCCCGCUCCGCCCCCGCCACCUCCUCCGCCGCCGCCUAGGGAGACGCCGUCCGCCGCCCCCAGAGAGACGCCGCCUCCCCCGACCGUUCCACCUCCGGCGCCGCCGCCGUCGCAGUCGCAGCCCUCCACUUCCAAGACGGAACCCCCGCAACCGCCUCCGCCGCUCCGACCUCCGCAGCAGAGGCCGUCCACCAGCAAGAUGCACGGCUUCAGCAUCGAGGAGAUCAUGCGGCGCUGACGCGGCUCGCCGCCCCCUGCCGCCGCCCCCUGCCGCCGCCCCCGACGUGCUGCCACCCUGUCUGAUCUCAAAUACGACUUCCUCUGACAGAACAGCGGGCCGGGCCGGACGUUCGCUGCUAGCGUGUGUUUAGAACUGUCACCUGGUUACACCCAGUAACUAUUUAAACACGGUGCAACCAGGUACUGUCGGCAAAACAACUGAUCCACGGAAUUACUGAUGUUUCCUUUCUAAUGUAAUGACCGAAAUAUUUUGUGGUCGCUCCAUCAGCAGGUAUUUUCCUUCAGAAUGUCGUCCUGUUACUGUUCCAGAAACCAUUGUUGGAGCACUUUGUACAAAAUACGAGCUUGACAACAUCGUGUGCUGUAUGAUUGAAGACGAUGUUUCCAGAGCGACGUUAGCUGUUGCGUGUGAAUUGUGUUAGAUUUAUAUUUUACAGAGUGGUAGAAUAAAAGGCAAUCACGUGUUGCAAAUAGGUUUUUAAUCGUAAAUAUAUGGUUGUCUCGGCUAUAAAGAACUGCCUGCUGUGAACGUCCCUUCGAACUUGAUGUAACAGAGGCGUAGCUUUGAGAACGAUUUAGCUUGUGAAGUGUUUAGAAGGUUUUUGCCUUAGCCUGUUGGUGGAAGAACCGAAACAUUAUAUUAACACACGUUCUUAUUUAACACGUUGCAGUCUGAGAGGUCAUUGUACCUUACGGAAGUUAUCAUGUUGGCCGGAGAAUGAAACAAGAACAAGAUACGGAGAAGAUAGACAUACGUGUAUGGAUAUAGUAAUUAGUCCGCUCAAGUGCUAAAGGAGAGGUGCUUUUGCUUCUUCAAUUCAUUCACCUAUAUUACUCCGAAAUUAAUUGAUGUUUUUGAAAAGUGCAGCUGUUUACGACUGUUUGUGCUUUGUGACAUGAAGAUAUUUGCCCGAAUGAAGUGAGAGGAAAGAAUGCGCUUGUUUCGCCUCCUGUGUGUUUCUCCUCUCCCUCUCUACCAUCUUUCAUCCCAGUGGAAUGUUUCGCAUCCGUUUCCCAUAUAGGAAACUUGUCCACCCACAGUGUUGUUUGUGUUGUGCAGCGUACUUGUCUGACGGCAAUACACUCGCAUUCGGCAACAUGAUACCUUUAUUUAAUCUUUCUAGCGAGAGUGGACCCCCCUGCACCAUGUAAACUACGAAUUCAAAUCCAUCCCAGUUCCAAAGAAGCUCUUCCACAUAUUAAGUGCGAGGAAGUAUUGAAGUAGAACAGAACGUUAUGUAAAUAGUGAAGUGGCUGUUUUCGAAGUGAUUUUGGGAGUGGCCUUCAGUGCAACAAACUUCGCAACGGCUACGAAGAAAUGAAGCUCAAUUUAAUAUUUAUUUCACCGUUUUAUGACACUUGUACAGCUUAUAUGUGUUGGUAGUUCCUUAAUUUGUUGUUUUGUUUAUAGGUUUACUGUUACCUUAGUGGUGUGGUAGUUCCAGAGUUACUUGGAUGGACAGAUACGACGGGAGCAGAAGUGUAUAUAGUAGCUGAGCUUGCUGGAUACUCAUCUCUUACUUGGGGCUAAUGUCAAGGGAACAGAAUAUGUAGAAGCUUGAAUUUGGUGUUCGACAAACAGAAUAAAAUGUAAAAUCGUACCAAAUGUACUAAUGAAAUGUCUUGCUGUUAAUGUACAAAUGUCCCACGAGCACCAAAGACAACUAAGAUGAAACAAAGAAAUUCCUAUUCUGAAGUGGUUGCGGGAUGAUCUGAUGGUUAUCAUCGUCUGUAACAAUAAGAAGAUCUUUGCCAUUUUCUGGAGAAGGAAAGUUUUUCGAAAACAAACAAACAAAAAAAUAUAUCCUAUGCUUCUUUCGUGAAGUGUGUACAUAUGUUCAGUUUAAUGAGUUAUGUAAAUUUCGUUUAGCCGAUUUCUAAAUUUUAAUUACAUAUGAUGUAAUCUCUUGGUAAUAAAAUAUUGUUGAAUAAA